This is a messenger RNA of Vigna radiata var. radiata (mung bean), 2790 nucleotides long. Its product is annotated as putative disease resistance RPP13-like protein 1. The transcript is spliced from 2 exons. The coding region runs from base 18 to 1466 and encodes 482 amino acids. The record is from RefSeq and is a predicted model, not a curated record. Lineage: Eukaryota; Viridiplantae; Streptophyta; Magnoliopsida; Fabales; Fabaceae.
UGGUGAGGAGUGUUUUGAUGAUUUGGUUUCCAGAUCCUUUUUUUCAAUAUUCAACCAGUGGAACUUGGGGCAUUAAUUUUGUGAUGCAUGACCUGAUGCAUGAUCUAGCAACAUUCCUCGGUGGGGAAUUCUAUUUCAGAGUAGAUGAACUUGGAAAAGAAACCAAAAUUGAUAGAAAGACUCGUCAUUUGUCUUUUGCAAGAUUCAGUGAUCCAGUCUCAGAUAUUGAUGUUUUUGAGACAGCAAAAUUUCCAAGAACUUUCUUGCAGAACACUAAUAAAGAUUCUCCAUUCAACAACGAAAAGGCAUUACGUAUUACAGUGUUGAUGUUUAAGUACUUGAGAGUUUUAAAAUUUAGUGACUACCAAAGUGAGUUUGUUCUGCCUGAUUCAAUCGGUGAAUUGAUCCAUUUGCGUUACUUAAAUCUCAGUGGUACAUCUAUAGCAAUACUGCCAGAGUCAUUGUGUAAUCUGUACCAUCUACAAACUUUGAAAUUGGGUUUUUGCUUUAAUCUGACUAAGUUACCUAGAGACAUGCAAAAUCUUGUAAACUUGCGUCAUCUUGAAAUUUUGAUAAAAGAAAUGCCUAAAAGAAUGGGGAAACUAAAUCAAUUACGCAAGUUGAGUUAUUAUGUUGUGGGCAAGCAUAAAGAGAAUAGCAUCAAAGAACUGGGAGGACUUCCAAAUCUCCAUGGUUGGUUUUGUAUUGAGAAAUUAGAGAAUGUUACAAAAGGUGAAGAAGCACUAGAGGCCAGGAUAAUGGAUAAGAAGCACAUUGCCGAUUUAUUCUUGGAAUGGUCUUUACAUAACGAUGAUAUCAUCGACUUACAAAUUGAAUUAGAUGUACUCGACAAGUUACAACCUCAUCAAGACCUGAAAUCGCUGGAAAUAAGCGGUUAUAGAGGAACAAGAUUUCCAGAAUGGGUGGGAAAUUUUUCUUAUCAAAAUAUAACUAAUCUGCAUUUACAAAAUUGUAACAACUGUUGCAUGCUUCCUUCACUUGGGCAACUACCGUCUCUCAAUAACCUUAUUAUUUCAAAUAUGAAUUCGGUGAAAACUAUUGAUGCAGACUUUUAUAAGAAGGAUGAUUGUUCAUCUGUGACGCCCUUUCCAUCCCUUGAAUAUCUAAGCAUUCUUAAUAUGCCUUGUUGGGAGGUGUGGAAUGGUUUUGAUUCAGAAGCUUUUCCUGUGCUUAAGCAUCUGGGUAUAGAACAAUGCCCCAAACUAAUGGGAGAUCUGCCAAAUCACCUUCCCGCUCUGCAAAAACUCACGAUUAUAAAUUGCGAGCUUCUUGUUUCUUCUAUCCAUGGGCCUCCCACACUUCGAACAUUAGAGAUAGGUAACAGCAACAAAAUAGCGUUUCACGAGUUUCCUCUUUUGGUGGAAAGUAUAGAUGUAGAAGGAGGCCCAAUGGUGGAGUCCAUGAUGGAGUCUCUAAUAUUCAACCUACUUGCCUGCAAUCUUUGAGAUUACAAAACUGUUCGUCAGCUAUAUCUUUUAGAGGUGGUCGUCUUCCUCCGUCUUUGAAAACUCUUGAUAUCAGAGGUAUAAACAAACUGAAAUUCCCAUUGCAACACAAACACAAAUUACUGGAAUCACUUUCAAUAUAUAAUAGUUGUGAUUCGCUCACGUCUCUUCCAUUGGCUAUCUUUCCAAAUCUCACUUGGCUUUGUAUCACAAACUGUGAAAAUAUGGAAUCACUUUUGGUCUCAGGGUCAGAGUUGUUAAAGAGAAUGCACUCUUUUACUAUUGCCCACUGUCCCAACUUUGUAUCAUUCCCGGGAGAAGGAUUGUGUAUGCCCAAUUUGACUAGCUUCAGUGUUUAUAAUUGUGACAAGUUGAAGUCGUUGCCCGAUCAGAUGGAAACUCUUAUCCCAAAGAUGGAAUAUCUCUACAUAUCAAACUGUCAACAAAUUGAGUCAUUCCCUGGGGGAGGUAUGCCACCUAACUUGAGAGCAGUUGAGAUCAAAAAUUGUGAGAAACUAUUAAGGGGCCUAGGAUGGAAAUCGAUGGACAUGGUUACCUGUCUCAGUGUGUACGGUCCAUGUGAUGGCAUCAAAUCCUUCCCAAAGGAGAGUUUGCUGCCUCCCUCCCUUGUGUCUCUGGAACUAGGUGAUUUGUCUAGUCUGGAAACGUUGGAUUGCAAGGGCCUUCUCCAUCUCACAUCACUCCAACAAUUAUACAUUAAAAGGUGUGAAAAGCUGGAGAAUAUUGCAGGAGAAAAGCUGCCUCUCUCUCUAAUAAAAUUAACGAUAUAUGGGUGUCCUUUGCUGGAACAACGAUGCCACAAAAAGGACCGUCAAAUUUGGCCUAAAAUCUGCCAUGUCCCUGGGAUAAACAUUAACGAUAGAUGCAUUUAACGAGCAUGGAUGAUGAGAAAAACACUGAAAAUGUUGCAUACUCUUUAACUCUUAGACAUCUGAAGUGCUGUUUUUCUCAAUAAUUGUAGAUGAAGAAGGCAGAGUGGCUGAGAUAAGGGGAGAGGGGGCAAUGAAAAAUCGAAGAGAAUAGCACCUAUCAGUGACUGUCAGGAGUAUAGCACCGAAAAAACAUCAGCAUGCAGGAACUAUAAGUCAUGAGGGCUGGGAUAGGUAAUAACUAUGAAAGUCACAGAGAUCAUCCCGGUGUUACAGCUCCUAUUUUGCCUAUAGCAUUAUGUCAUGCUUCACACUAUUGCUCUGCUAUAUGUUAAUACAUAUUUGAAGUUUUACCUUUUUUUUAUGAAUAUUGUGUUCCAGAAAACUAUAUACUUCCCAUUCUGUGAUUAUCGUUUUGAAAAUGGAUUUAGAAC